AUGGCAAAGGCUCAGCCAAUAACCACCUCCAGAAAUAUCAGGGAACAUCUGAAGUUCCCAGGUAUUACCAAUCUCACCAGUCUCUACCUGCAGAAAAAUGCUAUCACUUAUGUUCCUGAGAAUGCUUUCAAUGGGCUAUCUGCACUGAGCAAACUGGAUCUGAGCAAUAACAACAUCAAUGCUUUAGCCACAACCUCAUUUAAAGGUCUUUACCAGCUUGUUGAACUAGACUUGAGUACCAAUCAAUUGCAAACCAUUCCCUCAACAGUCUUUCAAGAUCUGGUCAAACUAGGUGGUCUUAAUCUAUAUAAAAAUAAUUUGAUAUCGCUCCCAAAAGGUCUAUUUAAUAACUGUAAAAAGUUAAAAGAAUUGCAACUUGACAAGAAUAAUCUUCAGACCAUCCCACUGGAUCUGUUUCGACCACUUUCAAUGCUCGAAUUUUUACAACUGGACAAUAAUCGCAUCUCAGAACUCAAUUUACCUUCAUUUGCAACAAUGAAGAAGCUUAAACAUCUCGACCUGAGCUACAAUGCUCUAAAGAAGAUUUCAAAGGGGAUCUUCAACAGGGCACCACAAAGAUGUACAGCAAUUAGGGAACUACACCUAAAAGGGAACAAGAUUGAACUGAUAGAAAACGAUGCUUUUGAGACUUGCAUCAAUCUGAAAAGACUUUGCUUGUCCAACAACCUUUUAAAAAGUCUAGAGGAGGGGACUUUCCGUGGUGCACCCUACCUAACUCAUCUAGAUCUUAGUAAAAACAAGCUCACUACUGUGCCCACCAGUGCUUUAAGGGACACCCCUAAAGUCACUGUUUUAUCCUUGCAGAAAAAUGCGAUCACAUUACUCUCUGAAAAUGCUUUCUUUGGACUGUCGGCUUUAGAGAAAUUAGACUUGAGCAAUAACGCUCUUUUAAGCAUAAACAAUGAGUCCCUAGUUACUCUUUUCAAUCUUAAGGAGUUAGAUCUGAGCUUCAACAAACUGCAUCAUCUUCCUGAAAAAGCAUUUCAAGACUUGGGGAACCUAAAGAUCCUUACAUUGCACCACAAUGACCUGGCAUCACUUCCAAUGGGUAAAUCACAGCAUCUGAAAGACCUCCACGUGACGAACAAUCAGAUUUAUAAUGUCUCAAAGUUUGCUUUUAAAGGCCUCGUAAGACUUAAAUCUCUCAGACUAAACAACAACCACAUUUCUGUUCUUGACCCCAAGACGCUAACUAAUCUUGAAGGCCUGCGGGAGCUUUGGCUUAAUCAUAACCGAAUGAAAACCUUCCCAGAUGGACUAUUUUCAGGGCUUAAAAACUUGAGGAUGCUCGACUUGGCUGACAAUUACUUCAGUUCCCUUGCCACUGCUGAUUUCACAGACCUGUCCACACUUAGAGAGUUGCACUUGAGUUUUAAUGAGCUUGUUGAACUUCCCCAGAAUGUCUUCAUCAGUCUGAGCAAUUUGCAGAAGCUUUUCCUGCAAAACAACCACCUGUCCAACGUUCCUCCAGAAGUGUUCUCUUCUCUGAGCUCUUUGCAAGAGCUUGAUCUGGAAAACAACAAGCUCGUGCGUCUCACGCGCUUACCAUAG
Trichomycterus rosablanca is the source of this 1572-nucleotide messenger RNA. Its product is annotated as protein artichoke. NCBI's taxonomy places the organism in Eukaryota, Metazoa, Chordata, Actinopteri, Siluriformes, Trichomycteridae. The record is from RefSeq and is a predicted model, not a curated record. The transcript has 4 exons. The coding region runs from base 1 to 1572 and encodes 523 amino acids. Gene Ontology annotation, molecular function: protein binding.